AUGGAGCAUCCUAGGGAUCCUGCAGUCCACCCUUUAAAGAUCGCCUCAAGCCUUGUCUCUCCCAGAUCCUUUCUCUUCUCUCAAAAACCGUCGGGGCCACCGGCUUCCAAACCUCUACAGAAAAUGGACAGAUCCCAACAGCCCAGUUCCUUCCAACAGCUGGAAAAGCUCGGUGAAGGAACCUAUGCUACCGUCUUCAAGGGGCGAAACCGCCAGACUGGCGAGAUGGUGGCGUUGAAGGAGAUUCAUCUGGAUUCGGAGGAGGGCACUCCGUCGACCGCUAUUCGUGAGAUCUCUCUGAUGAAGGAGCUUAAGCACGAGAGCAUUGUCUCACUUCACGACGUCAUCCACACCGAGAACAAAUUGAUGCUCGUCUUCGAGUUCAUGGACCGCGACCUGAAGCGGUAUAUGGACACCCGUGGAGAUCGCGGACAGCUCGACCCCGCCACCGUCAAAUCAUUCAUGCACCAACUCCUCAAAGGUAUCGCAUUCUGCCACGACAACCGAGUGUUGCACCGCGAUCUCAAGCCCCAGAACCUCCUCAUCAACAAGAAGGGACAACUUAAGCUAGGUGACUUUGGACUGGCUCGCGCCUUCGGCAUUCCCGUCAACACCUUCUCCAACGAAGUUGUGACUCUGUGGUACCGAGCCCCAGACGUUCUUCUCGGCAGUCGCACCUACAACACCAGUAUCGACAUCUGGUCCGCUGGCUGCAUCAUGGCGGAGAUGUACACCGGCCGACCGCUGUUCCCCGGCACCACCAACGAGGACCAACUGAUCAAGAUCUUCCGUUUGAUGGGCACUCCGUCCGAACGUACCUGGCCCGGGAUCUCACAGCUGCCAGAAUACAAGACCAACUUCCACGUUUACGCCACGCAAGACUUGUCUAUGAUCAUUCCUCAAAUCGACCCCGUCGGAAUGGACCUUUUGCACCGCAUGCUCCAACUUCGUCCUGAGCUGCGCAUCAGUGCCACUGAAGCUCUCAAGCACCCGUGGUUCCACGAUCUGCCCCAGAUCCAGGCUCAAUUGCAGCAACAGCACCAGCAGCAACAGAUGGCCGGGUAUGGGGGCAUGAUCCCCCCGCAGCCUGCGUACUGA
Molecule: messenger RNA, 1098 nt
Organism: Penicillium brevicompactum
Lineage: Eukaryota; Fungi; Ascomycota; Eurotiomycetes; Eurotiales; Aspergillaceae
Product: cyclin-dependent serine/threonine-protein kinase phoA
Exons: 3
Coding region: 1-1098 (365 amino acids)
Biological process (GO): protein phosphorylation
Cellular component (GO): cytoplasm; nucleus
Molecular function (GO): ATP binding; cyclin-dependent protein serine/threonine kinase activity
Source: RefSeq, a predicted model, not a curated record